ACGUCGUUCUCGAGCAUCGUGUCUAAUAUCCUUUACUAUCCUUUAGGAACCUUAACUAUCUCGUUUCCGAUUCAAGGUCAACGGUAAGUGUCCGGUAAAGUAACAUUUGAUCAAGUGCAACAAAUGGAAAGAUCGGUAAAAAAGGAUUUACGAUCACGCUCGAUUAUCGUUGAUAAUCUGUCAAGUCGCUGAAGAGAAGUGCAAAAGCAUCGAGUGAGCGGGAAAGAGCCAACCGGGUGUGAGUUUGGGGUGCGGGUUGGUAGGCCAAGGAGUCGUGAUAUGUUUCCUUCGUCAGCGGCGAUGCUGAAGAAUCUGCAACAAAGUGCAAUGACCUCGCCCUUUUUGAUGGAGAAUCUGCUCCAGAGUAAGGCAUCGCCCGGCGCUGAUCUGACCAGCUUGACCUUGAACUGGGCAGCGAGUUUGGUCGCGAGACAACGCGAAAGAGAGUGCGAGGCGAACCUGAGGAUCUCUCGGGAGAAGGUGUCGCCUUCGAGCGCGAAUCAGGAACAGUUGGAUCAACGCGGAUCCUCGGCUGGUCCACGUGGUUCCGAUCGAGGGAAUCCGAUGAUCGACUGCAGGGAUCAUCAGAGAAGUUCCGGGAGGAACGAUCGGAUACAAAUGCUGCGACAGAAGGAUGAGAUGGAGAGGAAUCAGAUCGCUUACGCGGACGUGAAGAACGAGAGGAUCGACGGCCACGUGAUCGUCGAUCGAUUGUGCGCGAUGGAGAGGCUUUGUAACGAGAGGAUCGAGAAUCGAUCGAACUCCGGUGUCGAUUCGUGCAAUUCGAAUGCCGACGAGGACCCGACCAGCAUCGAGAUGGACAGCGGGCUUCAAGGGGAUAGGGAAAAGGACGACGGGAUGCUGGCCGGUGAACGGGUGACGACGUUACACCCGGACAGACGGUACGACCUUGGAUGCAGAAACGUCAUGCACACGUCCGACGAGAUGACGAUUCAAGGGGAGAGAGAGGUGGCGGUUGAGCGUGUCGUCGACAGGAUAGGUGAGAGAACGAUCGCCUGUUCCUGCGGGGAUGAACAGUGCUUAGGACCCGCAUGCAGGACCAUCCAGGAGAAGGAAAAGCCGCAGCUCAAGUUCAGCGUCAACGCUAUACUCGGUGGCAAUCAUGACAGGCGACCACAUUCCGAGAAUUUUCAAAGUCUUCCUCCAGAAGCGAUACCCGCGUUCCUACAAAAUUUGCAAAAUUCGGCGAAUUACAACAUUGCGAAACCCAUCGCAAGACCGGCAGCUUACCAUCCGUAUCACAGGCCCAGUCAUCAACCACCUCAACGCCAUUUACCCCCGAAUGCGCAUCAUACGUUACAACAACUGUUCUACAGAGGACCGUAUUUAACAGUUGCCAGUUCCGGAACUGGAGGUCAUCAUCCCGGUGCUCCAGGUGGAGGUACAGCGUUUCCAGGUGCGAUUCAAGGUGGCCUCGGUGAUUUUGCCAGCACAGGAUUGGUGUUUCCAUGGGCGACAAACGCUCGUGGAAAGCCGCGCAGAGGAAUGAUGAGAAGGGCGGUCUUCUCGGAUCUACAGCGACGCGGCCUUGAGAAAAGGUUUCAGAUACAAAAGUACAUCAGCAAGCCGGACCGUAAGAAAUUGGCUGAGAAACUCGGUCUCAAGGAUUCUCAGGUGAAAAUAUGGUUCCAAAAUCGACGGAUGAAAUGGCGGAACAGCAAGGAGAGAGAAUUGCUGGCAACAGGGGGUUCACGAGAGCAAACGUUGCCAAACAAGAACAAUCCAAAUCCUGACUUAAGCGACGCUGAUGGAGACAGACCAAGGAUGGAUUUGAGUGAUGUGAGUCCAUUGACGAGUCCUCAACGACCGGAAGAGCAAACGGAGAACGAAGAGGAUGAGGAAAUCAACGUCACGUGAUGAAAUUCUAGCCGAGGUCCUGACAGGGACAUGUUUGCUCGAUGGACUCACGACUCAGGAUUCAUGGAGAACACUUAGCGAACGAAGAAUCGGGUGCAGAGACACCGACAGAGGGCCCCGGGGCUUUAAGACGAUAUUACUGAAAAUUGAAAAUAUCGGUGUUACAGAUUUUUUAUGCUAUUCGGCGCUAUUUUUGAUCGAUCAAACCGCUUUUUCAUCGAAAUCUAAAUAAAGUCAGCAUAGUUUUUAUGAUUGGUGUGAUUAGAUCUUUUUGAAAUGGAGAAUGUUAGUGUUGCUAGAUUUGGUGAUUUGAGGAUUUGUGGAUUUGGGGACUUGGGGACUUUGGAAUUUCGGGAUUCAGAGAUUUAAGGA
Molecule: messenger RNA, 2250 nt
Organism: Megachile rotundata (alfalfa leafcutting bee)
Lineage: Eukaryota; Metazoa; Arthropoda; Insecta; Hymenoptera; Megachilidae
Gene: Dbx
Product: homeobox protein Dbx
Biological process (GO): regulation of transcription by RNA polymerase II
Molecular function (GO): DNA binding; DNA-binding transcription factor activity, RNA polymerase II-specific
Source: RefSeq, a predicted model, not a curated record